Lampris incognitus (smalleye Pacific opah) is the source of this 4368-nucleotide messenger RNA. RefSeq names its product valyl-tRNA synthetase 2, mitochondrial (gene vars2). Bases 359 to 3634 code for a protein of 1091 amino acids. Lineage: Eukaryota; Metazoa; Chordata; Actinopteri; Lampriformes; Lampridae. Gene Ontology annotation, cellular component: cytosol. The transcript is spliced from 29 exons. Gene Ontology annotation, molecular function: aminoacyl-tRNA deacylase activity; valine-tRNA ligase activity; ATP binding. Gene Ontology annotation, biological process: valyl-tRNA aminoacylation. The record is from RefSeq and is a predicted model, not a curated record.
CACUAUCCCAAAGGCGAGUUUUUUGAUUGCAGUAGGAAAUAGUAGACCCACGUGGCCGCAAGAUAAUAUCAUGAAAUUAGAGACUGGUUGAACGUUCAAAUGUGAAGUAGGUGACAGAGAAACUUUUUUUUACAAAUCUUUACGUACAGGAGGUCAUAGAUUAAAGGUCGUGGUUGGCAUGUCCGUACAAAUGAGCGUUUCAUACUGAAGUGCGGGACACAAGACCGAAUAUUUAUCCUCAUCGUGCCAAGACGUGUUCCUCAGCUUCAUCAGCUUGGCUUUAUAGAGGCAUGACUGGUGCCGUUGGUUUGUCUUGCACCUGUCUCCCAGCCCAGCCCGCCCACUCGUUAUUCUGAGGAUGUGGACGUACGGUUGUGUGCCUUCCUUGAGGUUAGCAGAGAGAGGAGCACACAGCAUACGGAAGAGCUGGCAGUGCAGACUAUUUUCCAGCCAUGCAAAAGAAGGCUCGUCCUCCUCACCCCAACCAAAACCCUCUCACCGGAUUCAGAGAGAGAAACAAAAACGAAGACAAGAAAGGGAGAACGCCAUUUUGUCAAGUCAAGACGGUAGUGCUGAGGACUCGGGAAUAAAGUGGAGCCAGAAAGAAAGGAUUGUGUACACUGCUUUAACACCUCCUGGGGAAAAGAAAGACACCAACCUGCCUCUGCCAUCGUCCUAUAGCCCAGAAUAUGUGGAGUCCAGCUGGUAUCUGUGGUGGGAGAAGAAUGGAUUCUUUACCCCAGAAAAUCAUGACAGGUUACCGCAUCCUAAGAAUAAGGUCUUCUCUCUGUGUAUCCCCCCACCAAAUGUGACUGGCGCACUUCAUCUUGGCCAUGCUUUGACCGUAGCCAUAGAAGAUGCCUUGGUUCGAUGGAAGAGGAUGCAAGGCUACAAAGUACUCUGGGUACCUGGCUGUGACCAUGCAGGUAUAGCUACUCAGACUGUAGUAGAACGAAGACUGCUCAGUGAGCAAGGAAAGCACAGACAAGACCUCAGCAGGGAGGAGUUCUUAGAAGAGGUGUGGAAAUGGAAGAACGACAAGGGAGAUGAGAUCUACCACCAGCUGAGGAGGCUUGGAGCUUCUCUGGACUGGAGCAGAUGCUGCUUUACCAUGGACCCAGGUUUCAGCCGGGCUGUGACUGAGGCGUUCGUACGACUGUGCGACUCUGGUCUGAUUUACCGCUCAGAGGGACUCGUCAACUGGAGCUGCACUCUGCAGUCAGCCAUCUCUGACAUCGAGGUUGAGGCUCAGGAGCUGCCUGGGAGAACCAUGCUGUCAGUUCCUGGGUAUGACAAGAAGGUCGAGUUUGGAACAAUGGUGACCUUCGCAUAUCCGCUAGAUGGCGAGGAUGGAGAGGUGGCAGUGUCCACCACCCGGCCUGAGACCAUGCUUGGAGAUGUGGCCAUAGCGGUGCACCCAGAUGAUCCCCGAUACCAGAAUUUCCACGGCAAGCAUUGCAGACAUCCCUUCACAGACGGACUCAUCCCCAUCAUCACAGACACGGUGGUUGACGUGGACUUAGGAACAGGUGCAGUGAAGGUUACUCCUGCUCAUGACCACACGGACUUAGUGCUUUCCCAGAGACACUCGCUUCCUCGUCUGAGUGUGAUCAGAGGAGACGGGACCAUGAGCGCUGUCUGUGGCCGCUGGCUGGAGGGGACAAAGCGGUUCGAUGCCAGAGAAAGAGUUUUGAAUGCCCUCGCUGAGAAACAGUUGUUGAGAGGAAAGAGGGAUCAUGCCAUGUCUUUACCGAUCUGCAGCCGAUCGGGAGAUAUUAUUGAGCCUCUUUUAAAGAAGCAGUGGUUCAUGCGCUGUGAUGAGAUGGCUGCAAGAGCCAUACAGGCAGUGGAGAAUGGAAAGUUAGAAAUCAUCCCUCAGUUCUACACUAAAACCUGGAAGAACUGGUUAUCAAAUAUCAGCGACUGGUGCAUUUCCAGGCAGCUUUGGUGGGGUCAUCAGAUCCCUGCUUAUCGAGUUUCACUUCCCAGUUCAUCUGAACAGAAAGAGGAAUUGUGGGUGUGGGGCAGGAGUGAAGAGGAGGCCAGGGAGAGAGCCGCUGUGAAAUUUGGAGCAACACUGGAUUCCAUUACUUUGACUCAGGACCCUGAUGUGUUGGACACCUGGUUCUCUUCAGGGCUCUUUCCCUUUGCAAUGCUGGGCUGGCCACAGCAGACAAGUGACCUUCAACAGUACUACCCCAACUCCAUUUUGGAGACGGGAAGUGACCUCAUCUUCUUCUGGGUGGCAAGGAUGGUGAUGCUAGGCAUGGAGUUGACUGGCCAGUUGCCUUUUAAACAGGUGCUCUUUCACUCUCUAGUGAGGGAUGGACAUGGAAGAAAGAUGAGUAAAUCUCUGGGAAAUGUCAUUGAUCCGAUGGAUGUUGUCACAGGUGUCUCCCUUGACAGACUUGAAGAGAAGGUGAGGGAGGGAAACCUGGACCCUAGAGAGAGGAUGGUCGCUAUGGAAGCACAGAGGAGAGACUUCCCAAAUGGCAUCCCGGAGUGUGGUACAGAUGCUCUGCGCUUUGCCCUUUGCUCUUACAAGGUGCAGGGAGAGGACAUGAACCUGUCCUUGUCCCACUUGCUGAGCUGCAGGCACUUCUGCAAUAAAAUGUGGCAUACUGUAAAAUUCACCCUGGCUGUACUGGAAGACCGAGGGACAGAGGUUGAGACACUGGAAGAGACCGUCCCUGUCAGUAGCGUGGACCGGUGGGUGUGCUCGAGACUCUACAGCGCCGUUGUCGUCUGUGAGCAGGGCUUUGGGGCCUGCGAGCUGCACACCGUAACAUCCGCCCUGUACUCCUUCUGGGUGCACAACCUCUGCGACUUCUACUUGGAGUGUAUCAAGCCUGUGCUGAAGCCGCGGCACCACCAGGCGCCGGGCCAGAUCUGCUCAGAACACACAGAAGGUGAACGGCAGGUGAGCAGGAGUGUGCUGUAUCACUGUGUGUCGGUGUCUCUCGCUCUCCUCUCCCCUUUCAUGCCUUACCUCACCGAAGAGCUGUGGCAGCGACUCCACCCUUCCAGGGCUGAAGAUGCAAAGGCGAGCCUGUGUUUGCAGCAGUACCCUCGGCCCUCUCAGCUGGUUCACUGGCACUUCCCCAGAGAGGAAAUUGAUUUCACGCUGGUACAGGAAGUGGUCAGAGUGGCGAGAUCCCUCCGGGCCCGGUGUGGCCUGACCAAAGAGAAACCCGACCUGUGGGUGGUGUGUUCACCCAACCAAGCGUGUACCCUGCUUCACUUUGGAUCAGCUGUUCAGACUUUAAGCUGCGUCUCCAACGUCCACAUCCACUAUCCGCAAGGAGCCGACGGCUCCUGUCCCCUCCCUUCUGCUCCCCCUCCUCCUGAAGGGAGCCUCGUCGGUGUGGUGGACCACUCAUGUCAGCUACACCUUCAUGUUCAGAACCGCGUGAACAUCGACAAACAAAUCCUCAAGCUCUCUCAACGCAAAAAGAAGCUCCUCCCAAAAUUGGAGAAGUCAGUCUCGCGAACCAGGGCACAGAGCUUCACUGAGAAGGUUCCAGAACAUGUGAGGCAGGACAUGGAGAACAAGAUCUCAGCCUUGACAUUGGAGUUGAAGAACAUUGAGGAUCAGCUGGUGGUGCUGCAAAAACAGCAACAGCAGAAGUCGUGAAUGAAAAGUUGGAAUUUGCUUGAUGUGCUAGAGGACAUGAUACCUGAAAGUUGUAUAAAAAUAUGGACUAUUUUUAUACAACUUUCAGGUAAGUGAGACAGAUAAGAGCUUAUCCUACUGAGCUGUUUACCUGAAGCUGUCUCAGAGAACAAGAAGUGAAGAAGAACGUGCUGUGCAUCACCGCUCAGUAUUUUCUCCCAUGGCAUGUAUUGCAACACUAGACACACAUCAGCUGAGAUGCAAAGGAUUUGAGGAAAACAUCUGAUGAAGGAACUCACCGUGUUUAUAAAGGGCAACAACAAAAAGCUACACGUUUAUAAUUGCUGAAUGAAGUCAGAUACCAGUGGUGAAAUGUUCUCAGCUUGGGGCAUGUGGGGCACCAGGUAGUUUUAUAUGGCAUAAAUCUGAGCUUGACCAACAUGCAGUAUUUCCUCUGCGUAGCGUUACAAGCUGCACUAACAUUUGCAGCAUUACUGACUGACCAACACAACAACAUAUUCUGUGAGUUCAUUAUUUAAUGCGGUUUUCUUUAGAAACAAUCUAUGGUAUUGCUUGUUCAGAGAAGAGACUCUUGCAUGCAUAGACUUAAGUAAUGUGAAGCCACAGUAAGAAGAGUUACUGCUUGAAUGGCGUUCCCAGUCUUCCAAAAAAACAAAAGUAGCUGACUGACCACAAUUUUUUUUUUCUAGAACAAAAAAUGGGAGCUGUAUUUAAUAAACGGAGGACAAAAUUGA